Molecule: messenger RNA, 785 nt
Organism: Schistosoma rodhaini
Lineage: Eukaryota; Metazoa; Platyhelminthes; Trematoda; Strigeidida; Schistosomatidae
Source: the annotation of a GenBank genome assembly
GUUCGAUAUUCAGUGACCCAACUGCUGGAUGAUUUGGUUAGGGCUCAAACAUGAUUUAUUGGCCCUUUAAACUUAUUUAGAAAACCAGACACAUCUUAAUAUGGCAGAAAGGAACUGGCACAUCUCUACGGUGUUUUACCCCCGGAGUUCAAGCCCAAAUCUCGAUUCAAAAAUAGGUCGUAUGACUUAACGGGAUUUGUCCCUAACAUCAUUAACAUGAAGUUUUCUUUCACUCUUUAGCAAAGUUUCAAUUUUAGGUCGAGUAUUCUUAUGCAUUAUACAGACCUCGUACUUCAAUCAACAGAGUUCGUCGUAUGAGUAUCACCAUAAGGAUUCACAAAUUAUUGAACAUUUUGUUUUGUUACUUUCCGGCUAACAGUCAGUCGCGGAAUUAGUGAAUUUCAGGCGUGAUGCGUUACUUGGCUGCAUUUCUACUCUGUCAGUUAGGUGGUAAAGAGAAGCCUACUGAAAAUGAUAUAAAGACUGUCCUAAAUUCUGUUGGCAUUGAGCAUGAUUCUGAGAGACUCGAGAAACUGUUGUCUUCGUUGUCUGACAAAGAUAUCCCACAACUGAUUGCCGAAGGAUCCAAGAAGUUGUCCUCCAUGCCGUCAGCCUGUGCUGUCGUCUCUACUGCACCUUCUACGGCAGCACCAGCUAAGACUGAAGCCCCACAAGCAGAUGCCAAGCCUGCAAAGGCAGAGGUCAAGGAAGAGUCCGAAUCUGAAGAAGAUAUGGGCUUUGGGCUUUUUGAUUAGUACACUUGAAAAUAAAUAAAGUACGGUUAA